This is a messenger RNA of Indicator indicator, 854 nucleotides long. It is a transcript of the gene PITHD1, whose product is annotated as PITH domain containing 1. Gene Ontology annotation, cellular component: nucleus. The record is from RefSeq and is a predicted model, not a curated record. The transcript is spliced from 6 exons. The coding region runs from base 1 to 636 and encodes 211 amino acids. NCBI's taxonomy places the organism in Eukaryota, Metazoa, Chordata, Aves, Piciformes, Indicatoridae.
AUGGCGCACGGGCACGGCCACUGCAGCUGCUGCUGCGGGGAGGCGGCGGCGGGGUCCGGCGGGGACCAGGAGCGGGGGGCGGCUUGGGGUCUUUACCUGCGUAUCGACCGACAGCGGCUGCAGUGUCUCAAUGAGCGCCGCGAAGGUAGCGGUGCGCUCGUCUUCCGCGCUUGGGAGGAGCGCAAAGACCGCACCCAGUUCGUGGAAAGCGAUGAUGACGAGGAGCUGCUGUUUAACAUCCCGUUCACCGGCAACGUGAAGUUAAAAGGAGUAAUUGUGGUGGGAGAAGAUGAUGAGACGCACCCGGCAGAGAUGAGGCUGUUUAAGAACAUUCCUCACAUGUCCUUUGAUGACACAGGCAGAGAGCCAGACCAGAUGUUCAGCCUGAACCAAGAUCCAGCGGGGGACCUGGAGUAUCCCACCAAGAUUGCUCGUUUCUCCAAUGUUUACCACCUCUCCAUCCACUUUUCAAAGAACUUUGGAGCAGAAACAACGAAGAUUUUUUAUAUAGGCCUGAAAGGAGAGUGGACAGAGGCUCACCGCCAUGAAGUCACCAUCUGCAAUUAUGAAGCAUCAGCAAACCCAGCUGAUCACAAGCUGGAACAGAUCACCCCCCAGACUCACUUAAUCUCCUAAGAGUGCUCUGGGGAGUCUCCUGAAGGCUGUGGUGUGAAGUGAAUGGACACACUAGGCUGACUCAGACAGCAACGGCUUCCUCAAGCACUGGAGUGUUGAAUCAGCUUGGACGUUGUGGUCUUUGCCUUGGGAAGCAGAGUGCCACCUGUGCCGUGCCUGUAGGAAGGUGGCCGCUGACGGCAGCGGCGUGUUGGGUCUCGCAGGAGGCAGCAGCUGCC